UGUUUUCUCCUAAUUGUGCUCGUUUCUACUCAUCCCCGAGCACUAAGUGUGAAGGGUUGGAGAAGGGAGUGGACACACAUGAGCCGAGUCGGCGAGGUGGAGGCCGCACUGAGGGUCCCCAGGAACCACUCGGUGGCACUUUCCUUUGUUUUGGCUGAGGACGAUGAAGGCAGCCGCAACCACAGCCCCCGGGGACCAAGAACUGGAACUAGAUAAUGAGUUACAAGGCACUAAUAGUUCCGGAUCGUUGGGUGGUCUUGAUGUUCGAAGACGCAUUCCUAUAAAGCUCAUCUCCAAACAAGGGAAUAAAACCAAAACCGCACCUCGAGCUCCAAGGACUAUAAACAGGAUGCCUGCAAAGGCUCCACCUGGGGAUGAAGGAUUUGAUUAUAAUGAAGAAGAACGGUAUGACUGUAAAGGGGGUGAACUGUUUGGAAAUCAGAGAAGAUUUCCUGGACACCUUUUUUGGGACUUCCAGAUAAACAUCCUAGGUGAAAAGGAUGAUACACCAGUUCAUUUCUGUGACAAAUGUGGAUUGCCUAUUAAAAUCUAUGGGCGAAUGAUUCCAUGCAAGCAUGUUUUUUGCUAUGACUGUGCUAUUUUACAUGAAAAAAAAGGAGAUAAGAUGUGUCCAGGCUGUAGUGAUCCUGUGCAGCGAAUCGAGCAGUGUACGCGAGGUUCUCUCUUCAUGUGUAGCAUUGUUCAAGGGUGCAAGAGAACGUACUUGUCUCAGAGGGACUUACAGGCUCAUAUCAACCACCGCCACAUGAGAGCUGGAAAACCUGUUACCCGUGCUUCGCUCGAAAGCGUCCAUCCUCCUAUUGCCCCACCGCCAGCCGAAAUCCCCGAUCGCUUUAUAAUGCCGCCAGACAAGCACCAUAUGAGCCAUAUCCCGCCAAAGCAGCACAUCAUGAUGCCACCACCCCCUUUGCAGCACGUGCCGCACGAGCACUAUACCCAGCCACACGAGGACAUCCGUGCUCCUCCUGCAGAGCUGUCCAUGGCUCCACCUCCACCUCGCUCAGUCAGUCAGGAAACCUUUCGUAUUUCAACAAGAAAACACAGCAAUCUAAUAACUGUCCCUAUUCAGGAUGACUCAAAUUCAGGUGCUAGAGAACCACCACCUCCUGCCCCAGCACCUGCUCACCACCAUCCUGAAUAUCAGGGCCAACCAGUGGUAUCGCACCCGCAUCAUAUUAUGCCUCCACAGCAACAUUACGCACCACCCCCACCUCCUCCACCACCAAUCAGCCAUCCAAUGCCACAUCCUCCCCAGGCUGCAGGUACUCCUCACUUGGUGUAUAGCCAAGCUCCACCUCCACCAAUGACCUCUGCUCCACCACCAAUCACCCCUCCCCCUGGACAUAUUAUUGCCCAGAUGCCACCUUAUAUGAACCAUCCUCCUCCAGGACCUCCCCCACCUCAGCAUGGUGGUCCGCCUGUAACCGCACCCCCUCCUCACCAUUACAAUCCUAACUCUUUACCCCAGUUCAGUGAAGAUCAAGGAACUCUGAGCCCUCCAUUUACACAACCAGGGGGAAUGAGUCCUGGUAUAUGGCCUGCACCGAGAGGGCCACCUCCUCCUCCACGAAUGCAGGGUCCGCCUUCUCAGACCCCACUUCCUGGACCACAUCAUCCAGAUCAGACAAGAUAUAGACCGUAUUACCAAUGAUUAAUAGUACUUUGAACUGAAGAUAUGAUGAGGAAAAACAAAAACUUAUGUAUAGUCAAUCUUUUAAUUAAGCUUUGACUGUUUGGGGGAAGGAAGAGUACCUCUUACUGAGGUGACCGCAAAACAUUUAGGGUCUUGUCUCUUAAAAUGGUUUUAAAUCUUGACCUUAGGAUUGACUUCAAGUACUAUACCGUAGUGCAGAUGAGUGGCUCAGUUGAGCACAGCUAUGUUUUAACAACUUUGUUCCCCUAGUGUGGUAAAUUGACCCAGAGGUGACCAUUUGUAAAAAAUUUGAGAAGAAUUUUUCAUUGUUCCACUUCUAAAAAUAUGGCUUUUGUUAAAUCCAACAUUUAGUUUUUCUUGUGAUACAUUUUGUUAACCUGUGUAAGAGGAUAAAAUUUCAAAAUGGUUGUAAAAAUGCUAUUUUUAUGUGAAUUUAAGUGCAGCCACAUACUGUUUUUUAAAACCAUAUGUUUUACCACUAAUUUCCCAAAGUUACAAUAAAAUCCUAAAAGUAAAAAUCUACUAGAAUUUACUGUAAGGCAGACUGUUAAAUGGUAGAGAAUUAUUUCACAUUUUAGGCACUGAAAUUUUGAGGUAUAUUAAAUAUAUAAUGCACUUCACUUGGAUGCCUUUUUGUUUUUAGGCAGCCUCAGGAGCACCAAAAUACAUUGGAAUUCCAUAUUUAUGUUCGUAAUAUUAAAAGGCAUUAGUAGUUAUUUGGAAAGAUACGGCCAAAGCAAUUGACUCUACAGGCUCCAAGCUAUUGGGGGAUACUGUUACUCGUUAAUUCUUUCUACCGAAUGGUGGGAAUCACAUGAUGCACCACAUUUACUAAUCUUAAGUAACAUUAUUUUAUAGAACUGUUUAAAACUGUGUUAUCUAGAUGAAGUGUGUUCUACUCUGCUCAUUGUCUUAAACUUAAAUAUUUAGGGCUGAAUAGGCUUUGUAUAAUUCCUCAUUUCCUGGUAGAGUUUGAUCUGUGCUUUGAGUGGGUUCUUGUCUAUUGGGUUUUAAAGUACAAUUUGAAUGCCAUCAAGGAAUACUGUAUUAAUGAAGGACGUUCUUGUAAUCACAAACUUGCGUUGCUCAGGUUUCAUUACUGUGUGAUAAGGUUUUUUUCUCUAACUUGAAAUUUUAAAAGUGUUAAUUAUUUCCUAUUCCUUUCAUUGGUUAAGCACUAUAAAAUUUGGAACGUUUUAAAAGGGAGUCAACAGUGCAGACCACCAGACGAUUUUGUAUUGGAGAAAAGUGAUGACUAAAUUGUGAAUUUCAGAGCUUUAUAAGGUGCCUUUAGAGUCAGCUUUUGCAUUAUAGGGGCUUGUUACAGUCCAGCUAAGAUGACCACUUAAUGUUUUAUACAGAUCUCGUAUGUAUAAAUCAAUACUCUUAGGAUAUUAUUUUAUAUCCUUUGAAUAAACCCCUGUGAAGUAUUUCCUCCCCCCUAAAAUGGUGCAUAAUAUAAACAUGAAAAAUGUAGUAUGCAGAUAUCAUUUAUCACUAGUUUGUAGUGCAUAAAUUUAGAACACUUCUUUUUGACAAAGGGUGAACUGAUGGCUAAUUUACCAUUUAAUUCUGUCAGAUACAAGCAGAAAACAGUUUCUCAUCUUGGAUCAUCAGAUGCAGAGGCAUCUAUGAAUUUAGAGCUGAAGUUAGAGAUGAUAUCAAUGAUCAUUUCAACCUUGACCAGCUGAAAAUAAUGAAUAUGCUUUUUUUUUUUUAAGUUAAUGGAGUGAUUUUUCACAUCUAGCAGUUUGAGAGUCCAGUGUUAAUGCAAUAGAUGUAGUGAGAAAUUCUUGUUACUAGAAGCGUGGGAGUGAAGUAUGAACUAGUGUGAAAUGGUGGUGGUGAGUGCUUCUAUCAUAUUACUGUAGGUACUUGGACUGGUGCAAACUUGAUUCCUUUUCAUGCCCCUGUUUAGGAGCUGUUAAAAUAUUACUGUUGAAAACCCAAUACCAUUCUUUGUUUCUUGUGAUAAGAAAAUAGCCAAAUUCACUUCAGAGCUUUUCAACUUUCUCUAAGGAGCUCUCCUGUUUUUACUGAAAUUCACUAGAGCUGAACGUGGUAUGAAACCACUCAGCCUAUGUAUUGGACAAAACAGUUAGUAUCAUGAUAAACUUCCACAUGUUUAAGAGAAUUCUCAUAGACUUUAAAAAUGAUUUCUUUUCAGUUAGGUUUAAAAAAUAUGUGUUAUGCAGGGAGGCAGAUCAGAUGAAUGUGUUGCAGCAGACAAAAUUUUUAAAUGGUGUUAGACUUGAAUUCAUCCAGUUAUUGUUUGAAUGAGGGCGGGUGGGGAGAAGGAUAACAAAAUUACUGUUAGUGUUUCUUUCCUUAAGGAAAAAGAUGUGAAUCCCAGCCUUAUUUCAGGGAAGCCUUUGAAGCUAUGAUGGACAUAAGUCUAAAUUAAAUGUAUGUAUGUUUCAUUAUAUUGCUCUUAAGACUACUGAGGUGGCAGUUUAAUUCUUAAAAACAAUAAAAUGGAAGCAUAAAUACUAUUUUGCCUAGAUGAAUUUUUACCUAAUGAUGACACAUUUGGGUGAAUGCCAAGUUUUCUGUGUUGAUGUGUUGAUACAACUUUUACAGUAAAAUUAGAUUCACUUUUUUUGAGAUGAAACCCAGCAAGUCGAAUGUUAAUAUUUCUUCAGUGGCAUGCUUGUUCUCAGUAUAAUACAGUAUUUGGGGAACUAUCAGUUGCAAAAACCAUGAGAAACUAUAUCCAUUUUGCCCUGUAAAAACCAUUUGCUCAAAAUUAUUGUGUAAAUACUAACUAGAUACCACUAAAAUAUAAGUGGAAAAGAUAAUCUGAACAUAAUUUUUUAACUCACAUUAAGUAACUUUACUAUAAUGAGGUAUACAGAGCUGCUGUAGACUUCGUUCUAACAUACGGGAAGAGUGUCCUACCUCUUUCUGGAAAAGUCCUGUAGUCCAAUCUCAGCAUUUUGAAAAAGUCCUAUAUCAUAAGUACAGUUGACCCUGAACAACGUGGGAAUUAGGGGUGCUGGCCCCCCUGCACAGUCAAAUCCACGUAUAACUUUUGACUCCCCCCAAAUUUUAAUAAUAGCCUGAUUAUAUACACGGUUGAUACAUAUUUAGCAUCUUAUAUGUAUUAUAUACUGUAUUCUUAACAAUGAGCUAGGGAAAGAAGGUCACCAAGAAAGUUAAUAGAAGAAGAGAAAAAUACAGUACUAUACCAUAUAGAAAAAAACCUCGUGUAUAAGGAAGCGGACUCACGCAGUUCAGACCCCUGUUGUUGAAGGGUCAGCUGUACGUGGAAAAAAAUCACAAGUACCUAGAACAAAAGUAUACUUUUCUAAUUAUUAGAUUAGCCAUCAAAUAUUGAUGUUAAUUGAGGUUUGAUGUAAUCAUACUCAAACAUACUAUAUUUUGACCGAAGUGGAUUUAUUUUUCUUCACUGGUUUGUAACUGUAAUCUGUUAAAUUUUGGCCUAGAAACUAAGUAGAAUUUACUUAUUACGGUAUAUGCACAAUCUAAUAAAGCAAUAUUGGAUAUACUUCGCUUAGAGGGGACAGAGAAGUAAGCCAGUGAAAAUACUUGAUAUUAAUAAAAACAUUUGGAUUUUCAAACAA
This is a messenger RNA of Mustela lutreola (European mink), 5259 nucleotides long. It is a transcript of the gene CBLL1, whose product is annotated as Cbl proto-oncogene like 1. Gene Ontology annotation, biological process: protein ubiquitination; regulation of cell adhesion. The record is from RefSeq and is a predicted model, not a curated record. The coding region runs from base 164 to 1672 and encodes 502 amino acids. Gene Ontology annotation, molecular function: ubiquitin protein ligase activity. The transcript is spliced from 6 exons. Lineage: Eukaryota; Metazoa; Chordata; Mammalia; Carnivora; Mustelidae.